GCUGCUUCGAUGUUUUUGUUUGAUCGUGUGUUUUUAGGUUUGCCGUAAUGAAAUGUGGUGUAGUUCGUGUGCAUGAAAGUGCCGGAAGGUAGCCUGCGUCUCGCUGCAAACUCGCCGUAUGCGUGGCGCGCCAGGCAAAUGUGGACCAACGAUUUUCAUGCCGUGGAGUGUGUUCCCUUUGUCUUGGGUGGUCGUGAAAAGUUUUGUGGACGUCGCGAUGAAAUAAUGCGUAUUAUUAGCGUGCCUCAGCUCGUCCAUUACGCAACGGCAUGUAUGCUGGAUCAACAUCGUCGACGCAGCACUGGCAACUCGGAGAGCUCUUUUCGAUCUCAUCGUACUGUUCAAAAGUGGCGAGGCCUUGGCCCGCAACAGUGUCCACUAAAAGGAGGAGCCCCCAGAAAUGCAGACCCCAUACGAGUGCCUGCAGCAGCAUGGCUGGAUGCUCAUGUCAGGCUUCACCGUGGCAGAGUACCAGGCGGAACCAACGAGGUUAAAAGCUAGCCUUUCCUCGCUGCUUUCCAGGAAGUGAAGUAGUGGGCGAUCAUGUAAGAAUGAACUUGCAACAUGUGAGCAGUCGCCAAAGCUUCAUACAGGUCAUGCUGGUGGUAAAAACUGGAAUGCUGAGACAAACCACAUUAUUUAUUUAUUUAAGUAUUAAAUAAUUUACAUUUAUUUGUUUAUACCUCACUAAAGCCUUACAUGCCUCCAGGAAGGAAUUAGGUAAAAUGGGAAAGCAUUAUUAAACCAAAGUAAACACGUCAUUCAAAAAAGCAUCAUUCGCAUAGCACAAGCAUG
Messenger RNA from Dermacentor silvarum, 795 nucleotides. RefSeq lists its product as uncharacterized. Lineage: Eukaryota; Metazoa; Arthropoda; Arachnida; Ixodida; Ixodidae. The record is from RefSeq and is a predicted model, not a curated record. The coding region runs from base 73 to 501 and encodes 142 amino acids. The transcript has 3 exons.